AUGAUUUCUUUGUCUUCCACUUAUGUUUUAGGAGGGCCAAACAUGUGGGCUAUUACCUCUGAGGAACGUACUAAGCAUGACAAGCAGUUUGAUAACCUCAAACCAUCAGGAGGUUACAUAACAGGUGACCAAGCACGUACUUUUUUCUUACAAUCAGGUCUGCCGGCUCCUGUUUUAGCUGAAAUAUGGGCUUUGUCAGACUUGAACAAAGAUGGGAAGAUGGAUCAGCAGGAGUUCUCUAUAGCUAUGAAACUUAUCAAACUAAAGCUUCAAGGACAACAGUUGCCCAUAGUUCUUCCUCCUAUUAUGAAACAACCUCCUAUGUUCUCUCCUUUAAUUUCUGCUCGGUUUGGAAUGGGAAGCAUGCCCAAUCUGUCCAUUCCUCAGUCAUUGCCUCCAGUUGCACCUAUGGCAACACCCUUGUCCUCUUCAACUUCAGGGACCAGCCUUCCUCCCUUAAUGAUGCCCACUCCCCUAGUGCCUUCUGUUAGCACAUCAUCAUUACCAAAUGGAACCGCCAGUCUCAUUCAGCCUUUAUCCAUUCCUUAUUCUUCUUCAACAUUGCCUCAUACAUCAUCGUAUAGUCUGAUGAUGGGAGGAUUUGGAGGUGCUAGUAUACAGAAGGCCCAGUCUCUGAUUGAUUUAGGAUCUAGUAGCUCAACUUCCUCAACUGCUUCACUCUCAGGGAACUCACCCAAGACUGGGACCUCUGAGUGGGCAGUUCCUCAGCCUUCAAGAUUAAAAUAUCGGCAAAAAUUUAAUAGUCUUGACAAAAGCAUGAGUGGAUACCUCUCAGGUUUUCAAGCUAGAAAUGCCCUUCUUCAGUCAAAUCUUUCUCAGACUCAGCUGGCUACUAUUUGGACUCUGGCUGACAUUGAUGGUGAUGGACAGCUAAAAGCAGAAGAGUUUAUCCUUGCAAUGCACCUCACUGAUGUAGCCAAAGCUGGACAACCCUUACCACUGACUUUACCUCCUGAACUUGUCCCUCCUUCUUUCAGAGGUGGAAAGCAAAUUGAUUCCAUUAAUGGAACUCUGCCUUCAUAUCAGAAAAUGCAAGAAGAGGAACCCCAGAAGAAAUUACCAGUUACUUUCGAGGAUAAGCGAAAAGCCAACUAUGAGCGAGGGAACAUGGAACUGGAGAAGCGACGCCAAGCCUUGUUGGAGCAACAGCAGAGGGAGGCAGAACGUAAAGCCCAGAAAGAAAAAGAAGAGUGGGAACGCAAACAGAGAGAAUUGCAAGAGCAAGAAUGGAAGAAACAACUUGAAUUAGAAAAACGCUUGGAGAAACAGAGGGAAUUGGAGAGACAGCGAGAGGAAGAAAGGAGAAAAGAGAUAGAAAGACGAGAGGCAGCAAAACAGGAACUUGAACGUCAGCGUCGUUUAGAAUGGGAAAGAAUUCGUCGACAGGAGCUUCUCAAUCAAAAGAAUAGAGAACAAGAAGAAAUUGUCAGGUUAAAUUCUAAAAAGAAGAGUCUUCAUCUUGAGUUGGAAGCACUGAAUGGCAAACAUCAGCAGAUCUCAGGCAGACUUCAAGAUGUUCGACUGAGAAAGCAAACUCAAAAGACUGAGGUGGAAGUUCUGGAUAAGCAGUGUGACCUGGAAAUUAUGGAAAUCAAGCAACUUCAACAAGAACUUCAGGUAAAUCCUUUGCUGCUAAUUUCAGAUUCAGGGAUCAGUUUACUUCAUAAAAAGUCAUUAGAAAAGGAAGAAUUAUGCCAAAGACUAAAAGAACAAUUAGAUGCUCUAGAAAAAGAAACUGCAUCAAAGCUAUCAGAAAUGGAUUCUUUUAAUAAUCAACUAAAGGAACUGAGAGAAAGCUAUAAUACACAACAGUUAGCCCUUGAACAACUUUAUAAGAUCAAACGUGACAAGUUGAAGGAAAUUGAAAGAAAAAGAUUAGAGCUAAUACAGAAAAAGAAACUAGAAGAUGAGGCUGCAAGGAAAGCCAAGCAAGGAAAGGAAAACUUAUGGAGAGAAAAUCUAAGAAAGGAGGAAGAAGAAAAACAAAAGCGACUCCAGGAAGAAAAAACACAAAAAAAUCAAGAAGAGGAACGGAAAGUUGAAGAGAAAAAAUGUGAGACAGCUAGUGUUUUGGUGAAUUAUAGAGCACUAUAUGCCUUUGAAGCAAGGAACCAUGAUGAGAUGAGUUUUAAUUCUGGGGAUAUAAUUCAGGUGGAUGAAAAAACCAUAGGAGAACCUGGUUGGCUUUAUGGUAGUUUUCAAGGAAGGUUUGGCUGGUUUCCACGCAACUAUGUAGAAAAAAUUCCAUCAGGUGAAAAAGCUGUGUCUCCUAAGAAGGCCUUACUUCCUCCUACAGUAUCUUUAUCUACUACCUCAACGUCUUUUGAACCGCUUUCUUCAAAUCAACCAGCAUCAGCGACUGAUUAUCAAAACGUAUCUUUAUCAAACUUAACUGUUAAUACUUCAUGGCAGAAAAAAUCAGCUUUUACUCGCACUGUGUCCCCUGGAUCUGUAUCACCUAUUCAUGGACAGGGACAGGUUGUGGAAAACCUAAAAGCACAGGCCCUUUGUUCCUGGACUGCAAAGAAAGAUAAUCACUUGAAUUUCUCAAAACAUGAUGUUAUUACUGUCUUGGAGCAGCAAGAAAAUUGGUGGUUUGGGGAGGUGCAUGGAGGAAGAGGGUGGUUUCCCAAAUCUUAUGUCAAGAUCAUUCCUGGGAGUGAAGUAAAGCGGGAAGAACCAGAAGCUUUGUAUGCAGCUGUAAAUAAGAAACCUACCUCUGCAGCUUAUCCAGGUGGAGAAGAAUAUAUUGCACUUUAUCCAUAUUCAAGUGUGGAACCUGGAGAUUUGACUUUCACAGAAGGUGAAGAAAUAUUGGUAACCCAGAAAGAUGGAGAAUGGUGGACAGGAAGUAUUGGAGAUAGAACUGGAAUUUUUCCAUCAAACUAUGUCAAACCAAAAGACCAAGAGAGUUUUGGGAGUGCCAGCAAAUCCGGAGCAUCAAACAAAAAACCUGAGAUUGCUCAAGUAACUUCAGCAUAUGUUGCUUCUGGUUCUGAACAGCUUAGCCUUGCACCAGGGCAGUUGAUAUUAAUUCUAAAGAAAAACACAAGUGGGUGGUGGCAAGGGGAGUUACAGGCCAGAGGAAAAAAGCGACAGAAGGGAUGGUUUCCUGCCAGCCAUGUUAAACUUUUGGGCCCAAGUAGUGAACGAACCACACCUGCAUUUCAUCCUGUCUGUCAGGUGAUUGCCAUGUAUGACUACACAGCGAGUAAUGAGGAUGAGCUCAGCUUCUCCAAGGGGCAGCUUAUUAAUGUUAUGAGCAAAGAUGAUCCUGACUGGUGGCAAGGAGAAAUCAGUGGGGUGACUGGUCUGUUUCCUUCAAACUAUGUGAAGAUGACGACAGACUCAGAUCCAAGUCAACAGUGGUGUGCUGAUCUCCAAACCCUGGACACAAUGCAGCCAAUUGAGAGGAAAAGACAGGGCUACAUUCACGAGCUGAUCCAGACUGAAGAGCGGUACAUGGAUGACCUCCAGCUUGUCAUCGAGGUUUUUCAGAAACGGAUGGCAGAAUCAGGCUUUCUCACUGAAGGAGAAAUGGCCUUGAUCUUUGUUAACUGGAAAGAGCUCAUCAUGUCUAACACAAAGCUGCUAAAGGCCUUGCGAGUACGGAAGAAGACUGGGGGUGAGAAGAUGCCGGUGCAGAUGAUCGGGGACAUCCUGGCAGCUGAACUGUCCCACAUGCAGGCGUACAUCCGGUUCUGCAGCUGUCAGCUGAAUGGAGCAGCUCUGUUACAGCAGAAGACAGAUGAAGACACAGACUUCAAGGAAUUCUUAAAGAAGCUGGCGUCUGACCCUCGCUGUAAAGGAAUGCCCCUGUCCAGCUUCCUGCUGAAACCCAUGCAGAGGAUCACCCGCUACCCCCUGCUCAUCAGAAGUAUUCUGGAGAACACCCCGGAGAAUCACGUAGACCAUUCCUCCCUAAAGCUGGCCCUCGAACGGGCAGAGGAGCUUUGCUCUCAAGUUAAUGAGGGAGUUCGGGAGAAGGAAAAUUCAGACCGACUGGAGUGGAUUCAGGCACACGUCCAGUGCGAAGGUCUGGCGGAGCAACUUAUUUUCAACUCCCUUACCAAUUGUCUGGGGCCCCGGAAGCUUUUGCACAGUGGGAAAUUAUACAAGACCAAGAGUAACAAGGAACUACAUGGAUUCCUCUUCAAUGACUUCCUGCUUCUUACCUACAUGGUCAAGCAGUUUGCCGUUUCCUCUGGCUCUGAGAAACUUUUCAGCUCCAAGUCCAACGCUCAAUUCAAAAUGUAUAAAACGCCCAUUUUCCUGAAUGAAGUCUUGGUGAAACUGCCCACAGACCCUUCCAGCGAUGAGCCUGUCUUCCACAUUUCCCACAUUGAUCGGGUCUACACCCUCCGAACAGACAACAUUAAUGAGAGGACGGCUUGGGUCCAGAAGAUCAAGGCAGCGUCUGAGCAGUACAUUGACACAGAAAAGAAGAAACGAGAGCGGGCUUAUCAAGCCCGCUCUCAAAAGGCUUCAGGCAUCGGGCGCCUGAUGGUACACGUCAUUGAAGCUACAGAAUUGAAAGCUUGUAAACCAAAUGGAAAGAGCAACCCAUACUGCGAAAUCAGCAUGGGCUCUCAGAGCUACACCACCAGAACCAUCCAGGACACGUUAAAUCCCAAGUGGAAUUUUAACUGCCAGUUCUUUAUUAAGGAUCUUUACCAAGAUGUGCUCUGUCUCACCAUGUUUGACAGAGACCAGUUUUCACCAGAUGAUUUCCUGGGUCGGACUGAAGUCCCAGUGGCAAAAAUUCGAACAGAACAGGAAAGCAAAGGCCCUACGACCCGCCGACUGCUGCUGCAUGAGGUCCCCACCGGGGAGGUCUGGGUCCGCUUUGACCUGCAGCUUUUUGAGCAAAAGACUCUCCUGUAGGGGAUCCGAGAGGACAGAGGAGGAUGGCACCAGGGGACCCGUCCCCCAGCCUGGGACAGGAGAAUGAGAGACUGCGCGCCUCGGGGACUGAAGGAGUACCCUGCAGCUUCAUCUGUCACAGAGCCACGCUGGCUGGCCCCUCUAUUUUAUUGCACUCUAAAUCGCUAGCAAGCUAUGCAAACAUCUUCCUGUAAAUAAACCAGACCCAUAGCACAGUGCCUUGUAUUAGUGUUAACAUGUUCAGCUGUGUUUAGAUGCCAAGGUUUCCAUUUUCAGGGCUAUAAAAAGUAUUAUGUGGAAAUGAGGCAUCAGACCACCAGACGUUACCACUUGGUUGAAUGUGUGCACUGUGGAGUGGUUUGAUGAUGCUGUGACCAUUCCAUGUCGUGUGACCUUUGCCGGGUCACAGCCACUCAGGAGGGAGAGGGUUGGGGUAAAGAACCGCAGCUCAGUGCUUGAGCAGCCCAAUGCUGAAAUAGCGCAUACUUGUGCACUGAAUAAAAACAGAAACUUGAUCAUUUUAUUUCUGAUUAGGUUUUACCAUUUUCUGCUAAGACAAUAUAGUUUGAAAUAUAAGGGCGAUAGCUUGAUUUACUUUAAAUACUGUGAACUCUAAUAAUGUGGAAAAUAUUUUUCAACUUUAAUUUUCUGAAGUAUAAAUUAUUUAUGUAAAUUCCUUGUUUUGCAUAUUUCAUAGGACAUGCAUCUUUAAGCUUUAUCAUUGCCAAUAUGUACAGAAAGAAUAAAAAUAUAAGUUUAUGAAUGCAACUUC
This is a messenger RNA of Otolemur garnettii (small-eared galago), 5677 nucleotides long. It is a transcript of the gene ITSN2, whose product is annotated as intersectin 2. Gene Ontology annotation, molecular function: calcium ion binding; guanyl-nucleotide exchange factor activity; protein binding. The transcript has 36 exons. NCBI's taxonomy places the organism in Eukaryota, Metazoa, Chordata, Mammalia, Primates, Galagidae. The record is from RefSeq and is a predicted model, not a curated record. The coding region runs from base 1 to 4905 and encodes 1634 amino acids. Gene Ontology annotation, biological process: positive regulation of Rho protein signal transduction.